Ostrea edulis (European flat oyster) is the source of this 1433-nucleotide messenger RNA. Its product is annotated as phospholipid-transporting ATPase IF-like. The transcript is spliced from 5 exons. Gene Ontology annotation, molecular function: ATPase-coupled intramembrane lipid carrier activity. The coding region runs from base 173 to 652 and encodes 159 amino acids. NCBI's taxonomy places the organism in Eukaryota, Metazoa, Mollusca, Bivalvia, Ostreida, Ostreidae. Gene Ontology annotation, cellular component: endoplasmic reticulum; plasma membrane; trans-Golgi network. The record is from RefSeq and is a predicted model, not a curated record. Gene Ontology annotation, biological process: phospholipid translocation.
AUAUUGGGAAAGACUAGGUCUGUCGUUAUGUCAGUAUGUUACAGUUCUUUUGGACAGACUAGGUUGGCAGUUAUGUCAGUAUGUUGAAGUUCCCUUGGACAGACAAGGCUUUUCCCAGAGAGCUACAGGACUACAAUUAUGUCAGGGAGUCACUGAUGUUUGUCAUUAUUCCAUGAUGUCUUUUAAUUGCAGAAAUAUAACAAGAAAUCGUAAAUUAGACAAAAGGAACUUUUUACAAUGGUUUGUAUUAGGAUUAUGGCAUGUCGUUGUGUUCUUCUUUGGUGUUGUGUUUUUGUUUGGAAACGAUGUCUCACUGUGGCCUGAUGGGAAGAUGAUGGGACUUUCGAGCUUUGGCACAAUAGCGUAUACAAUCUGUGUUAUUACAGUCAAUUUGAAGCUGUGCUUGGAGACGUACUACUGGCCACUUCCUAUGUUCAUGGCUUAUGUCGCCACUGGUGUGGUCAAUAUGUGCUUGACUUUCAUGGACAACAUGAUCAUAUGGCCGGAGUUUAUACAGUCACUGAAGGACAACUAUAAAGUGUACACCACCUGUCUGUCCAGUGGUACCGUCUGGUUAAGUAUCGUGUUGCUGCCAGUCAUAGCCCUGUUCCCAGACGUCAUCAUCAGGGUGGCCCGAGACACAGACUACUGACAAAUAAGCUGACAUUUCAGGGGUGUCAACAAUCUAGUUUAAAGUCAGCAUUUUGCAAAUUUUAUGGUCGUUAUAACGAUCUAGUUUACCGAUACACCCUGUCAUUGUGUUUACAGAUUUGGUUUAUUGUACACUCUAUAUUUGAUUUCCAAAAAAAUUGGCAUAAAGUUUAGAAUUUACUUAGGUGGGCCUGUUUACCGUAACUAAAUUAAGAAUAUUGGCCUUUUGAUUUUUUUUUUAAUUGUUGAAUAAAGUAAAGAUUUUAGAAUUGUUUCAUAUUUCAUGGCAGUUUUUUUUUAUCCCAGAAGCUGGUUUUACAUGCAUAAUUUGUGGUAGAUUUUUAUUACCAGUACAUGUAAAUUUGGAGGAAAAACACACAAAACUAUGAUGUGAAAGGCGAAUAUCACGAACGGGGUGAGACAAACUAUGACAAACUAUGAAGCAAACAGGAAAAUGGGUAUACAGCCGGAUCAAGCUGAUGCAGUGGAUAAAUAGUGAUAUGAAACAGCACUAAAAUCCAACAACACCCGAUACCUAGAGGUAUCGGAUCCGCAUAAUGGAUACAAGGUCAUUAAAAUUUUAUAUAAAGCAGCGAUAUGACCAACGACACGAACAUUCGAUAAUUCCUAGGGAUGACCCGUCCCAGAAGUUCUAGGGAUGACCCGUCCCUUCCUAAGGACAAACGAAAAAGUUUAACUAACAAGAAUGUAAAUCAAGUACCUAUUUGUUUCAACUCUCAACUGCAUUUUAUGAGUGGACUGUAAAUAAAAGGAAUAAAUUA